Molecule: messenger RNA, 903 nt
Organism: Lolium rigidum
Lineage: Eukaryota; Viridiplantae; Streptophyta; Magnoliopsida; Poales; Poaceae
Product: magnesium-dependent phosphatase 1
Exons: 4
Coding region: 23-550 (175 amino acids)
Molecular function (GO): acid phosphatase activity
Source: RefSeq, a predicted model, not a curated record
CGCCGCCGUAGCAGCAGCCAGGAUGGGCGACGAGCGGGUGAAGGCGGAGGCGCUGCAGAUCCUGGGCCUCUUCCAGGUGCUCCCGCGCCUCGUCGUCUUCGACCUCGACUACACCCUGUGGCCCUUCUACUGCGAGUGCCGCUCCAAGAGGGAGUCGCCGAGCCUGUUCCGGCACGCCAAGGGCAUCAUGUGCGCGCUCAAGGAGAAGGGGGUCGACAUGGCAAUCGCGUCCCGCUCGCCCACCCCCGACAUCGCCAGGGUGUUUAUCGACAAGCUGGACCUCCAGCCCAUGUUCGUCGCGCAGGAAAUAUUCUCCAGCUGGACUCACAAGACAGAGCAUUUCCAAAAGAUCCAGAGAAAAACUGGGGUUCCUUAUAAGUCUAUGCUCUUCUUUGACGACGAGGACAGAAAUAUUGAAACGAUAUCAAAAAUGGGAGUUACAUGUGUUCUGGUAGACAAUGGAGUAAAUCUUGACAUGUUUAAGUUGGGCCUUAGUAACUUCGCUACCACUGCUGAUGCUGCUGCUGCUGCUGCACCACAAGACAAGUAGCCUUAUUGUAAGUAGAAACAAGACAGACUUAUGGCUUACUAAUACUUGUGGAAAAGAAACUUGUAUUUGGUGUGAUUGAUUGCCUUGCUCAUGAGUAGUAGAGUAAGGAUGACUUGGAAAGUACGGAAGUGCAUAAACUAUUCUUCAUGGUGGCUUGGUUCCUUGCUACAGGAAAUAAAGUUGGAACCAUUAGACUGGAACUGCUACAGAUUGUUGGCCUUGGCCAACUUAUGGUGUAUGCUCUCGAAUUGCUACAUUUGGAAUGUAUUGCUCUUCAGUGUUGUGUCUAAGGCUUGAAGCAACAACAGUCUGCACCUUGUGUAUCUUGUAUGUCAUAUAGCUGUUUUGGUUGC